AUGUUCUGUCGAGCUGGACAAAAUUUAACGCGUAAUGUUGGACGCAGGGCGUUCACACAAUCUGCAACUCGGAAAAGCUACGACGAUACCAUCCAGAAUCUCUUAAUUCACAAGGAUACCAAAGUCUUAGUCCAAGGCUUCACUGGCAAAACGGGUACUUUCCACGCAAAGGAGGCUUUGGCAUAUGGCACGAAGAUGGUCGGAGGUGUUUCACCGAAGAAAGCUGGCCAAACUCAUCUCGGCCUCCCUGUUUUCGGAAGCGUGAAGGAGGCCGUUAGAGAAACUAGCCCGGAUGCUACUGUACUCUAUGUGCCACCUCCUACCGCUGCUGAUGCUAUAAUUGAGGCAAUCGAGAACGAGAUUGGCUUGAUUGUCUGCAUCACAGAGGGCAUUCCCCAAGCCGAUGAAAUCAGAGUUAUGCAAGCUUUAAAGAGCCAAUUCAAGUCAAGGCUCGUUGGUCCAAAUUGCCCUGGCAUUAUCAACCCGCUGGGCUGCAAAAUGGGAAUUCAACCUGGCCACAUCCACAAACCGGGAAAUAUCGGCAUCGUCUCCCGCUCUGGGACGUUAACAUACGAGGCAGUCGCUCAAACAACCGAUGUCGGGCUGGGUCAGUCGCUCUGCAUCGGUAUUGGAGGUGACCCCUUCCCUGGAACCCAACAUGUCGAUUGUAUCAAGGUCUUCUUGGAUGAUCCCUCCACUGAAGGUAUCGUUAUAAUUGGAGAGAUUGGUGGAUCCAUGGAAGAAGAAGCGGCCGAAUAUCUGGAGAAAUACAACAAGACCCGAGCAAAUCCCAAACCUGUCGUUGGGUUCAUUGCCGGACGUACGGCUCCACCGGGACGACGUAUGGGACACGCCGGCGCUAUCAUUUCUGGUGGCAAAGGUGCUGCUUCGGAUAAGGUGGCUGCACUCUCAAAGGCUGGUGUUAUUGUGACGGACAGUCCUGCAAAAAUCGGUGCUGAAAUGUUCAAGGCUAUGAAAGCAGCUGGGCUGGUGUAG
Molecule: messenger RNA, 996 nt
Organism: Lentinula edodes (shiitake mushroom)
Lineage: Eukaryota; Fungi; Basidiomycota; Agaricomycetes; Agaricales; Omphalotaceae
Product: succinyl-CoA synthetase-like protein
Exons: 10
Coding region: 1-996 (331 amino acids)
Biological process (GO): tricarboxylic acid cycle
Cellular component (GO): succinate-CoA ligase complex (ADP-forming); mitochondrion
Molecular function (GO): succinate-CoA ligase (ADP-forming) activity; succinate-CoA ligase (GDP-forming) activity
Source: RefSeq, a predicted model, not a curated record